Messenger RNA from Clonostachys solani, 396 nucleotides. The record is from the annotation of a GenBank genome assembly. Lineage: Eukaryota; Fungi; Ascomycota; Sordariomycetes; Hypocreales; Bionectriaceae.
AUGGUCGGAUCAAGCGUUCAGUCCGUCCAAGUAUCAGUUCUGCGUGCAAACCACGGACCAACAGCCUGCAGGGGCCAAGCCCACGAACCCCGGGAUAGAGGCAUUGUCCCCGCUAAAGGGCCCUCUGAUGACUCUGGAGAUGGGCCAAAGUCCACUUAUUACAGCGCCGAAGAGGCCAAGGGGACUUGGCAGUCUCUGCGGGCGAGAACCCGAUGGAACACUCACGCCCCUGAGCCAGACACUAAGCGGCUUGUUCGCACCACCAUUAGCACAGAGUUCGUGGCUUUUUCUGAUUCUCCAGGACUGGAUACAGGGCAAUGGUCCAGCUCUCCAGCGUCACCCCUGGGCGAAUUCGAUGCCGGUCAGCCAAGCGCCGUCAACAUACACCCAUUAUAA